Messenger RNA from Fonsecaea multimorphosa CBS 102226, 900 nucleotides. RefSeq lists its product as uncharacterized. Lineage: Eukaryota; Fungi; Ascomycota; Eurotiomycetes; Chaetothyriales; Herpotrichiellaceae. Gene Ontology annotation, biological process: maturation of SSU-rRNA from tricistronic rRNA transcript (SSU-rRNA, 5.8S rRNA, LSU-rRNA). The record is from RefSeq and is a predicted model, not a curated record. Gene Ontology annotation, cellular component: nucleolus. The coding region runs from base 1 to 900 and encodes 299 amino acids. The transcript has 2 exons.
AUGUUAGGGAAGCGAAAGCGAGAAGUCGCUGUUGCGGCUCGACCACGAGGGCGCAGUCCCGACGACGACGACGAACAGACUAUCCCAACGCCUGUCGCUGUCGAUCGAGAGAUAUUCCGCAAAUAUUUCGAAUCCACGUUCGAACCUCUUCCAGAAACCGAGACUGUAACGCUCCAAACACAAGAGAAGGAAGCAGACGAAGACGAAGAAGAAGAUGACAAUGAUGGCGAGGUCGACGCUGAGUCUGUGGAGGCAGAGUCCGAGUGGGAUGGUCUCUCAGAUUCAGAGCACGAGCACCCAACAGUUGAGAUUGUGGAACAUCACGCAGCGGGUGACCUGGCAGAGGAAGUUGGAGCGCGUCGGCAACAGUACAAGACAUUCAUGAGUUCCCGGCCCCCAAAGGAGAUAGAUGGCGCGGGUAGAAAAGGUCCUGUCAAGGAGGCCGACGACGAGGACGACGCUACUACCGAGGCCCUGAAUCUCAAACAUGAUCUUGAUCUUCAACGCCUCCUGAAAGAAUCCCAUCUGCUCGAGCAGGCAAAGGCAUCGUCCACACUAGGAACCCACCGGCACAAGGUGGUGGACAUGCGGAUGCAGGCCUUGGGCUCCAAGGCCUCCAUGUUUCAUCAAGAGAAGAUGCCGCUGGCGCAUAGAAGGGGGAUCCUGGCGAAGGCGGCAGACCGGGAGGCCAGCCGAAGAAAGGAGGCCCGAGAGAAUGGCAUCAUCCUGGAGAAAGCCUCGGGGAAGUCUAGGUCCAAAGACACCCGAAGAGAACGCGGCGUGGACGUCCCUGCUGUGGGCAGAUUUCGAGGAGGCACUCUGACGCUUAGCAAGAAAGAUGUCUUUGAUAUUCAAGGACAAGGCCCUUCUAGACCUCGUGGAAAGAUACGACGACGAUAA